AUGGCACCCACGUCUUCUACUUCCGAUCCAAUUAUUGAAAGCACUCCAAGUACUCUUUCUGCUGGAAAUAAUGUCAUCGAUGCAACUCAUCUCUACUAUAUUCAUCCCUCUGAUUAUCCUAGGAUGAUUCUUGUUUCCGUAGUGUUUGAUAGGAAAAACUAUGGUGGAUGGAGAAGGGUUGUUAUAAUUGUGCUCUCUGCCAAAAACAAACCUGGGUUCAUUGAUGAUUCACUGGCGAUUCCAAUUGCAGAUUUGACUUUUCAAAAGGCACGGUCAUGCUUCAAUGACAUGGUUAUCUCGUGGCUUCUCCACUCCUUAUUUAAAGAAAUAGCUGAAUCAGUGCUUUACUCUCAAAGUGCCAAAGAACUUUGGAUCGACCUAGAAGAUAGAUUUGGUGAGACGAAUGGUGAGACGAAUGGUGAAAAAUUGUUUCAAUUACAAAAGGAACGAAAUGUUGUGGUGCAAUGUAGUAUAUCUGACUAUUUCACUAAAAUGAAGAGUCUAUGGGAUGAACUAGAUGUGUUAAACACUUUUGGCUGUUUGUGUUUGUGUGUGCGAUUGUGGCUUAUUCCUUGGUUAUCCAAGAUGAAAAGCAACGAGAAAUCAAUAAUUCUCAUGCCUAUCCAGAGGGCUCUGCAUCUUUUAUAUCCUAGUUUCAAACCACCAAAGGGAUCUGUUGAAUCAAAGAUGAAUUCAAGCACAUGUGCCUACUGUAAAAAGCCAGGUCAUAGCAUUGACAAAUGCUACAUGAUUCAUGGAUUUUCUCUAGAUUUCAAGUUCACAAAGGAAAGGAGAUUCCAAACCAUGGCUGACAAUGCUUACCACACUGUAGAGGAGGUUGAUCAAGGGGGCAAUGGGUUCUCAAAUGGAAAAACACUAACUCAGGAGAACAUAGGAGAAUUUUUGCAAUUACUUCAACAAUUAAAAUUGGGAUAG
Messenger RNA from Solanum stenotomum, 936 nucleotides. RefSeq lists its product as uncharacterized. The record is from RefSeq and is a predicted model, not a curated record. Lineage: Eukaryota; Viridiplantae; Streptophyta; Magnoliopsida; Solanales; Solanaceae. The coding region runs from base 1 to 936 and encodes 311 amino acids. The transcript is spliced from 2 exons.